CACUGCAAGAAACUUAUAAAUAUUUGUUAUUACUUUUUAUUUAAGUAUGUAUUCCUUCUAUAAGUGAUAAACAAUCAGUGAAUUUGAAAUGAAAAGUUGAUUACAAACUAAGUUUUCAUAUAAAACCAUAAUUUUGUAAAACAAAACUUCAAAAUGAAUACUUCGAGUGAAAGCCGUAACACAGACUUUGGUCCCUCUAUUCUGUCUAACAGUUCCGUCACAAACAAUGAAAGCAGCGGCUCUUCACAGACGGCUCACACCACUCGCAACACUAUAUCUAUACAGUUGACGGUCGCCAGCGGUUCCCUCAAUAAGACCUCACCAUUGAUGCCGACCGAAGUGUUUGAAUCUAAUCCCGCCAUUCAGGACACCGUCUCCAAAGUGCUUCAGAGCUACGACUGGUCACUAGUGGCGCGAACUAAUAGACAAACCACAAGCACUAAACAGAAAACUCAUGUCAAACGGCCUAUGAAUGCAUUCAUGGUGUGGGCUCAGGCGGCCCGACGCAAACUGGCUGAACAACACCCGCACAUACAUAACGCUGAACUCAGCAAAACUCUGGGCCGACUCUGGAGUAGAGUAUUGGGCGACGAAGAGAAGAAGCCUUUCAUGAUUGAAGCGGAAAGACUUCGCUGUAAGCAUAAGAAAGACUUUCCUGAAUAUAAAUAUCAACCCCGAAGAAGGAAACCACUGAAACCAAUGCUGGCCACCAGUUCUUCGACGUCUACUUCCACGACAACAACCAAUUACUCAAACCAACAGAGCGUCGAAAGCAAUCAUUCAAUGAGUGGUAGGACUACAGAAACCAAUGCAUCAAACGAUACGAACCAACACUGCAGAGAAAGUCCCGCCACGACUCCCGAUAAGGUAUGGCCUCCACACCCGACUGACAGCGUUGGUCAUUGCAGAUCAGCUCUGGUCAAUACAUCAGACAGAGUUUGGUCCGGACUUCCGCCUGAAUCCGGCCAACACUGUAGGAGUGCUUUGAACUCUAAUGCAGACAGAGUUUGGCCUCAAAUGCAAACUGAAUCGACACAACACUGCAGACCCGGUUUGACUGCCGAUAGAGUUUGGCCACAACUGCAGGCCGAAAGUGAUCAACACUGCCGAUCAAAUCUGACUAAUACUUCGGACAGAGUUUGGUCGUCAUUGCAAAUCGAUUCGGGACAACACUGUAGGCCAGGCCUACCAAACGCCGCGGACCGGGUUUGGUCUGGGCUUCAAAUCGAUUCGGCACAACAUUGCAGAUCAAGUUUAGCUAAUCCUGCGGACCGGGUUUGGCCCGCACUGCAAAUAGAGUCGGCCCAACACUGCCGCUCUAGUCUUGUUAAUACGGCCGAUAGGGUUUGGCCGUCACUGCAGAUCGAUUCGGGACAACACUGUCGCGCAACUCUGGCCAGUAGUUCAGACAGAGGUUGGCCUACCAUUCAGACAGACUCCGCACAACACUGCAGACCCCCUCUAACCAACACAUCGGAUAGGGUUUGGUCGACAUUGCAGUCCGAUUUCGGACAACACUGUAGACCCAGUUUAGCUAAUAGUGCGGACCGCAUGCCAAAUAUCCAUCACUGGUAA
Medioppia subpectinata is the source of this 1575-nucleotide messenger RNA. Lineage: Eukaryota; Metazoa; Arthropoda; Arachnida; Sarcoptiformes; Oppiidae. The record is from the annotation of a GenBank genome assembly.